AUGACAUGCGGUGCAUGUGUUGCCUCCAUCACAUCCACACUCGAAUCGAUCCCCAGCGUCAAAGAGGCCUCCAUCUCAUUGAUUACAGAAACUGGCACCGUCAAGUACACUCUGCCACUCACAGCCAACCAGAUCAAAGAGGCUAUUGAAGACUGCGGCUUCGACUGCGAUAUCGUCGAGACCAAAGACGAAGACGUGCACGAAUCGACAUUCACGGUCGAGGGCAUGACGUGUGGCGCAUGUGUUUCCGCGCUCACGACACGGCUCGAGGCAACGGAGGGCGUCAUCACUGCAAACGUGUCACUCUUGGCAAGUACUGCAGUAAUACAGCACGGCAGCAGUGUCUUGAUGCAGACCCUCGCCGCGGCCAUCAGUGAUUGCGGCUAUGAGACAAGGUUAGUCGUCUCGGAUAAGCACUCCCGUUCGCACACAGUAUCACCCGAUCUUUUCCACACCGAGAAGGACCUUAGCCUCAAGGUCUUUGGCAUGACGUGUGCCAGCUGCACGUCAUCGGUUGAGUCUGUUGUUGCGGCGCUCGCCGGGAUCAAAUCCAUUGCCGUUUCGCUUGCCACAGAGGAGGCAGCCAUUGUCUACGACGAGGCCGUUAUCGGAGCGAGAAACAUUGUGGAUGCUAUCGCUGACGCAGGCUUCAAGGCGACUCUUUCCUCCUCGCUUGACAAUUCGGCGCAGGUGUCACUUCUCCUGAAGAUUAAGGAUAUCCAGUUCUGGAAGGCCAUGUGCUGGAAGCUCGGCCUCAUGGGACUCCCGGUAUUUUUCCUCGACAACGUGAUGCACAUACUUGGUCUCAACCUCAAUUUGCAGCUUGUCCCCGGGCUUUACCUCGAGACGGUAGUGGAGUUCGUGCUCACGACAAUUAUCCAGUUUGUGCUUGGCCGCAAAUACUACAUGAGCGCCUACAAGGGUUUAAAGCACGGCCUGGCGACAAUGGACCUCCUUGUGGUGAUAUCUACAACGAUUUCCUAUGCGUUUUCGCUCUUUUCCACAGCGGUGAGCUGGGCCAAACAAAGCCAAACUCCACCAAUGGUGCUCUUCUCCACGUCCGCCAUGCUCUUUUUUUUCAUUUCCAUUGGUAAACUCUUGGAGACCAUGGCCAAGGGCGAAACGUCCACGGUGCUAUCCCAGCUUCUUUCUUUGCAGCCAGGCACGUGCACGAUUGUGGAGGAUGCUGUCGGAUACAAUUCGCAGCUUCUCACGCUAGGAGAGAAUGCGGUCCAGAGCCCAAGGCAAAGCCUCCUGGGCAAUUCCCUUAUUGAUGACGUCAAACUAGGAAACGGCGAGGCCUCAGGAAAUUUCCUGGGUGAUUCCUCGGGUGAGGCUGCCUCCGAGAUCAUCUCCGCUCCUAGUGGGCCGGAGCAGCCCGACAGGAUGGAAUUCUCAAAUUUUCGCACCCGCGAAAUCCCCAUCGGCCUCAUCCAGCUCUCUGACAUCGCCAUCGUCCUCCCCGGUUCCAAAAUUCCUGCGGACGGUGUAGUCGUAUUUGGCGAAUCCGAGGUCGAUGAGUCACUCCUCACCGGUGAGUCCCUCCCAGUGGUCAAGAAGUACGGUGCACAGCUCAUUGCAGGCGCGGUCAAUGGUCCGCACCUCCUCCACAUGCGCGUGACGGCCAGCGGUAACAAAACCCAGCUUAACCAAAUCGUGGAGUUGGUCAAGAAUGCGCAGACGACCAAGGCGCCAGUGCAGAAGUACGCGGACUACAUUGCCGGGCGAUUUGUACCGAUGGUUCUCUGUUUGGCGGUUCUUACACUCGCGUACUGGACGUGGUAUGCGUAUACGCAUGACGUUGUAGCGCCCGAGACGAUGGCAUAUAUGUUUGGAGUGAACGCGCCCAACGGCCGCUUCUUCUCGUGCUUGCGCUUGGCAAUUUCCGUCGUAGUGGUUGCGUGUCCGUGCGCGCUCGGGCUUGCGGCUCCCACCGCAGUGAUGGUGGGCACGGGCGUGGGUGCGGCGCAUGGGAUCCUCAUCAAGGGCGGUAGCGUGCUCGAGAAGGUUCAGGGUAUCAACACAGUGAUCUUUGACAAGACCGGGACACUCACCACGGGCAAAUUCCAAGUGGGCAACUACCGCUUCGCUGCCAGCCUCGAGAAGCUUGCUGAGACCGAUUGGUGGUACAUGUACGGUGCGUUGGAGAGCUCCAGUGAACAUCCGGUUGGUCGCGCACUUAUGACGGCGGCAAAAGAGCAUCUCCAGAUGGGCGAUGACGAUGUGUUUGACAAGUGCACGAUGAAAAAUGUCGAGACAGUAUUGGGCAUAGGGAUCAAGGCCAGCGUUAUGUUGCAUGACCAGGCGUACGACGUGCAGAUCGGCAGUUCGCGCCUUCUUGACUCUGUUCGCCCCAAGCUUUCGUCCGAUGCGCUCAGGGAGAUUGUCGCGCACGAAACUGCCACACGUGCGUACAUGAUCGUGAAUCGCCACUAUGCGGGCUAUGUCGAGCUCAUAGACAGUGUCAAGGAGGAUUCCGCGGACGUCAUUCGAUACCUCAAGGCGUCCGGAUUCCGCGUGGCUAUGAUCACCGGUGACAAUCGCAAGAGCGCGCUCCGCAUUGCCCAUCUUGUUGGGAUCCCCGCACCAAACGUUUUCGCCGAGGUUUCGCCGCAAGGCAAGGCACUGUUUAUCAGCGACCUCCAGGCAACCGUUGGUGCAAAUGUCGCGUUCGUAGGCGACGGCAUCAACGACGCGCCUGCGUUGGUCACCGCGGAUAUUGGGAUCUCUAUUUCUUCCGGGACUGACAUCGCUGUCGAUGCCGCGGACGUGGUUUUGAUCACCCAUGGUGACGUACUUCUGGGCAUCCCUGCGGCGUUGUCUAUAGCACGUGCGACGUUUAAUCGAAUUCGCUUGAACUUCCUCUGGGCUGUCGUUUACAACUGUGUGAUGUUGCCCGUCGCGAUGGGGUUCUUUUUGAAAUGGGGUGUCACGUUGCCACCUAUGGGUGCGGCCGCGGCGAUGGCUCUCUCCUCUGUGAGCGUUGUGAUUUCUUCGUUGCUCUUAAAGAAGUGGCAACCCCCGGUGAUUGAGGAGGGAACUGCGAAGGAGAUGGAGGAGUUUAAGGACUUGGAGGACCCGAUCUCGGGGCUCAGGGUGCAGGCAGGAUUGUGGAGUCGGUUGCGGGGGGCCUUUGAGAAGAGAGCAAAAGAGAAUAGCUAUGAGCUUUUGACGAGGGGCUAA
Babjeviella inositovora NRRL Y-12698 is the source of this 3183-nucleotide messenger RNA. RefSeq names its product heavy metal translocating P-type ATPase. The transcript has a single exon. Gene Ontology annotation, molecular function: ATP binding; ATP hydrolysis activity; copper ion binding. Gene Ontology annotation, biological process: copper ion homeostasis; monoatomic cation transport. The record is from RefSeq and is a predicted model, not a curated record. The coding region runs from base 1 to 3183 and encodes 1060 amino acids. Gene Ontology annotation, cellular component: membrane. NCBI's taxonomy places the organism in Eukaryota, Fungi, Ascomycota, Pichiomycetes, Serinales.